Messenger RNA from Ornithorhynchus anatinus (platypus), 5651 nucleotides. It is a transcript of the gene IKZF2, whose product is annotated as IKAROS family zinc finger 2. NCBI's taxonomy places the organism in Eukaryota, Metazoa, Chordata, Mammalia, Monotremata, Ornithorhynchidae. The transcript is spliced from 9 exons. The coding region runs from base 336 to 1934 and encodes 532 amino acids. Gene Ontology annotation, biological process: regulation of transcription by RNA polymerase II. The record is from RefSeq and is a predicted model, not a curated record. Gene Ontology annotation, molecular function: DNA-binding transcription factor activity; RNA polymerase II cis-regulatory region sequence-specific DNA binding.
GCUGUCCCAGGCUAACCCUGCUCGCUGAAGAUGGAGGAAGUCAGCACGGGAUCCCCCUUAGCCGCUCCAGCCCCAGCAGCAGCAGCAGCAGCAGCUCCAGCAGCAGCUCCCCUGCCUUAGUUUCCCCCCCUCCCUCCUCCCUCCCUCCCUCCUUCCCUCCCGGCCGCGGUGCCCAAACACACAUGAGUCUCAGAGAGACAGCCACAGCAGACCCUCACAAUAAGCACAAACAAAAGGGUGAUGGGAUUGUGGCACUGCAGGCACCGCUGAGCCCGGCAUGGUCAUCUCUUCCUAGAGGGCUUAGAAGAAGCUGAGAUCUCCAGACAGAGCUGGACAUGCACUGCACUUUGACUAUGGAAACAGAGGCAAUUGAUGGCUACAUAACAUGUGACAAUGAGCUUUCCCCAGAAAGGGAGCACUCCAACAUGGCCAUUGACCUCACCUCAAGCACACCCAAUGGACAGCAUACCUCACCAAGUCACAUGACAAGCACAAAUUCAGUAAAGCUAGAAAUGCAAAGUGAUGAGGAGUCUGACAGGAAACCCCGCAGCCGGGAAGAAGGGAUCAGAGGCCACGAUGAAGGAAGCAGCCUGGAAGAACCCCUCAUUGAGAGCAACGAGGUGGCAGACAACAGAAAGGUCCAGGAGCUUCAAGGAGAGGGAGGAAUCCGGCUUCCGAAUGGUAAACUGAAAUGUGACGUCUGUGGCAUGGUUUGCAUUGGGCCCAAUGUGCUUAUGGUACAUAAAAGGAGCCACACUGGAGAACGUCCCUUCCACUGUAACCAAUGUGGAGCUUCUUUCACACAGAAGGGAAACCUAUUGAGGCACAUAAAGUUGCACUCUGGGGAGAAGCCGUUCAAAUGUCCUUUCUGCAGCUAUGCUUGUCGGAGAAGAGACGCCCUCACAGGACACCUCAGGACACACUCUGUGGGCAAACCUCACAAGUGCAACUACUGCGGACGAAGCUACAAACAGCGCAGUUCACUGGAGGAGCACAAGGAACGUUGCCACAACUAUCUUCAGAAUGUCAGUUUGGAGGCUGCGGGACAGGCCAUGAGUCACCACGUACCUCCUAUGGAAGAUUGUAAGGAUCCAGAACCCGGGAUGGAUAAUGAUAUUUCUCUGGUGCCUUUUGAGAGACCUGCUGUUAUAGAGAAGCUGACGGGCAAUAUCGGAAAACGCAAAAGCUCCACCCCACAGAAGUUUGUGGGAGAGAAGCUCAUGAGAUUUGGCUACCCAGAUAUUCACUUUGAUAUGAACCUAACCUACGAGAAGGAGGCCGAGCUGAUGCAGUCUCAUAUGAUGGACCAAGCCAUCAACAAUGCAAUCACCUACCUUGGAGCUGAGGCGCUUCAUCCUCUGAUGCAGCAUACUCCGAGCACAAUCUCAGAGGUGGCCCCCGUCAUCAGCUCUGCGUAUUCUCAGGUCUAUCAUCCGAGCAGGAUAGAAAGGCCCAUCAGCCGGGAAACCUCAGAGAGUCAUGACAACAACAUGGACGGCCCCAUCUCCCUCAUCAGACCAAAGAGUCGACCCCAGGAAAGAGAGGCCUCCCCCAGCAAUAGCUGCCUAGAUUCGACUGACUCAGAAAGCAGCCACGAUGACCACCAGUCCUACCAAGGAAACCCUGCCUUAAAUCCCAAGAGGAAGCAGAGCCCUGCGUACGUGAAGGAGGAUGGCAAGGCAUUGGAUGCCACCAAGGCAUCUAAGGGCUCUCUGAAGGACAUCUACAAGGUCUUCAAUGGAGAAGGGGAGCAAAUCCGGGCCUUCAAGUGUGAGCACUGUCGAGUUCUUUUCCUAGACCACGUCAUGUAUACGAUCCACAUGGGUUGCCAUGGCUAUCGGGAUCCCCUCGAAUGCAACAUCUGCGGCUACAGAAGCCAGGACCGUUACGAGUUCUCAUCGCACAUCGUCCGAGGGGAACACACAUUCCACUAGGCCUUUGCAUCCGGAGGGGACCCGAAUGAAGGAGAAGGACUGCACAUGAAGAAAUUCUGCACUUACAAUCCCCCCCCUUCCCUCGGACAUUAACACAUGUUUUGGGCUUUUUUAUUGUUAUCGCUGUCGAUAAUUCUGAUCCUAAGGACCCAGGCUCGGUGGCUCUGCCGAAUUUGAGGAAGGAAAAGUGGAGGGAAGGGACAGGGCCAUCCGCGUUUCGCUUGGUUUGUGGAAGUCGAAGUGUGAGGUGCAUUACUUGCCUCAGCUGGCCCCUGUGUGGUGAGAAAAUCACCCCGCAUCUAAAGGAUGCCGCUCGGCCUCUCGAUUCCAGGAUUUUGAUUUGGGACAGGAAAGCAGAGCAUUUCAAAAUAGAACUUUUGUAUGACAUGAGUCAUUGAAAAGAGCAGGAGGAGUUUGGCUCACAGAGUAGAAGAAAAAUUGUUUUCAAAAUGUAAACGGUUUUCUGGUAACGAUCUGGGAGCACCAAUCAAACUUGAUGUUCUUCUCGAUGAUACUUCCUAGGGUGAGCUAUCAUCAUUGGCGGGGGGGGGGUCUCUGUUUACUUCCUCUCUGGAAUUUAUAAUACGUAUAACACUGUACCACAUAACAACACUUUCAUGUUACAAGUGGUUAGGACUGCUUACAGUACAUUUGAGGUCCUGUGAUCUUAUUUUUCUAAACCUAAGAAGCACCUUUUUAGAAUUACUGACUUGCUGUUAUACCAUAAUUUUGGUGACUUUGGCAUUUUGUAGACACCCUGGCAGCCUUAGUUUUAACAUGUUUUAUGAAUUGGUAAUUAUGAAUAACGUUUCUAUCCACUUUUCGAGAUAAUAAAUGGUCUAGGAGAGACUGAGGCAGUAGUUUUCUGGAGGGUUUCUGCUGCUUUUUUGUAAUGAUUUUUGUUCAUUUUUUUAAGUUCAUAUCUGCAGUUGUGCUAGAAACAAAGUAUGUUGUUUUUUAAUGGAAAAACAGUCUGUCUUCUUAUCAACAACAGUGUUAACCAGUCAGCAGUCAAACAGAGAAGGGCUGAUAUUUGGGAGAACACAUGAUGUCCUCUUCCAAGAUAGAUCUUGGCUUAGUGGUUCGGUGAAUCGGGGCCUGAACAAGGUUCUGAUGCGGCAGCAUUUCUUUUUCCACUGUCCCCUCGAAGACUUAGUAUAUCUCCUCCUACUCCCCCUCUCGGCGACUGGCAGCCCACGGUGUCUCUUCCCAGUUGAAGAGGGCCCAGGGGAAGUGGUUGAAUUGCGUGAGGGAGCACUGACCGCACCCCAACCCUUUGUGUCCCUGGUGCCAAGAUUGCCAUCCCCCGUCUUCAGAGGGCUAUGGUGCCCACACUGCUGGCGCAUGCCGGGGCCAACAAGAGAGAGUGCCGAGGGGUGCGGCAGCACAUGGAUCUCUAGAGACCGCUCCAAACCGCUGGUGCCAGCACCCACUGGGAGAUGGGCCUUGGUGGUCCGUGGAGCUGCCUGACCCUGGGCAGAACAACCCAAAUAGCUUGGAAUAUCACUCUGGUGCCUGGGCUGCGACCACAGAAUCCUGUACCCCAGUAAGAGCUGUUGCCCACAGAACCCCAUUUUGGGGACUGUGAACCCUGCAUGCCAUCUGUUCUUUGGCCACCUGCCCAGGCUUUUUUCCACGUUGAAAUGUACCAGCUUCAGCGUGAGAAAAAUGGCCACUGCUAUUGCUGCCUAGGCACUGGGAUAAAAUGGACCCAAGUAAAAACCCUAGUCAGUCGGGAAAUUGACUUGAUUGGUCUCCAAAAAAAACAAGUCAAACCCCUUCCUUCUGAACUCUAGUCAUCUCCCAAAGUGAAUGACAGUCCCAUCCCUCGAUUGGUGCAGAUCAUAGAUCAACAGAGAGCUCGUGCAGGUUUUAUUUUCAUUUUGAGGGUACUGUAUUUUUUUUCCUUUUAACUCAAGUGUCAGCAUCAUUAAACUGGGUGAUGAGGGGUACUGAUUAAAGUGUUUUCAGGAGGACAGUGGCAUGCUUUUCCGGGAAAACUCGCACUUUAUGUUUGAAGAAGAUGGAGAAGAUCACGGGCGGGUUGUCUGCUGACCGUUUCCGAGCCUAUAAGUGGUUCAUAGGCACAAUUAGAUGUCAAGCAGUCUGGAGACCUAUGUUUUUUGAAAUGGAAUAAGAAUGCUAAAGGCAAAGGACAAGUGGGCCUUGACUAAGGCUCAGAUACAGAAAGCUGGCCCCAACAUUUUUCUUUACUCCUCUUCUGUUUUCUCUUCUCCAUCUCUUUAAGUAUUUUUUUUAGUACUUAUUUCAAAGGGAGUUCAUAAGUCCAGACAAAAGUGUUUUCCUGUUUCUCCUUCCUUUAACCCAUCCAUUUUCUCUUCCCAGACCUCCCUCAGGGUUAGUCUCCUGGGAGUGCUUUAAAACUGUUCCUUAGAGUCCAAGAAUAUCCGAUAGGGCAGGGACGAGAAACAUGUCAGACAGACUGCCCGCCCGGGUCACGUUUUCUCUCUUCGUCACGGUACAUUGUGAACAUAAAUUUUAUUUAGCAGUAAGAGCUUCUUUGGAAAUUAUCCAUAAAAGAAAAAUAUUUUGUUCAGCAACUACUCUCCUUUUCCUUCAUUUUUCUCUUUUGCUUUUUUCAUUAAAGAUCAUUUCAAAGAGGACAAGGAUUCAAGGUCAGACGUGUUUCUACUGUCCAUUUGAAUAGGAGGAAAUAUGAUGGAAAACAACUAGGCAGUCUGCAGGGGAACUUAAUAAACGCUGACAAUACCUGAUGGCAUCAUUUGUGAUGCAUAAUCAGGUGACUCUGUUGAGCACCUACUGUGUGUAAAGCCAUGCCUUGAAGGCUGAGGGAAAUCCAUAGAAGAAGGAAAGUCUACCAACUUUAAUGGAUUGUGCUCUCCCAAGAGCUUAGUACAGUGCUCGGCACACAGUAAGCGCAGUAAAUACCAUUGAUUGAUUGACAGAGUCAUGCCCCUAAGGAGUUUAUGAACAGAUGGAGGCCCUUUCAAUCACACUUUCAGUCACACCUUAUGUCAGUGUCAUGAGAGUCACUCCAUAAAUCAAUAUGUGGUGACAUUCUCGGGAUCAAGAAGAAAUCAGGCUGCGAUUGAAAGGAAAUCAGGCAAUGGGCUUAAACAUGUAGUGAACUCUGUUGUUCUCUUCUAGUCCUCUGGAGUGGUGUGUGUGUGUGUAUGUGUAUGUGUGUGUAUAAUUAUCUGCAGGCAGGUGCAAGUAUUCUCUUUCACUAGUGAUUCUGGUAGCAGUAGAGGGUGGUGGAGUUGGAUUGAGGGAAGAGGCAACAGCAUUGGAAAAUGUGGACGGAACCCCUCUGAACAUUGUGUCAGAUUGGAAAACAAUUUGCUAAACUGUGUUCAGGUGUCACAGUUCCUCUGAAGUAAAUGCACAAUAAGCUGAUAUACGCAUUUACAUCAGAGGACUGAAACAAACAAAGAUAAACAAAUCUUUGAUAGGACCUUGACCAAAAUGGCCCCAACGAUGUAGAGUCUUCAGAAAUUUAUCUUUGUGUGUGAAAUUCUUGUUUCAGAAAUGUAUACUAAUUGACCUCAUCUCCCUUGGCCCCGAAUAUUGUCUCUAAUCUUCUUAACAGGAAAUACCCUCCUCGAUAUGUAUAUACAGUAGUGAGAAUCCGCUGUAGCCAAAGAACUACAGUAAUGUCACAAUGGGGCCAGUUGAUGGCUGCUUUGGUGUUUAUUAAUAAUAAUAAUGAUAAUAAUAAUAAUGAUGGUAUUUGUU